AUGCAAACUCAGGGGAACAGCUCGCCGCCUUGUCCAGGGAGCUUGGAUGCCGCCGUUACUGAGAAGCCUCAGCCUUUUCCUCUGCUCUCUUCCUAUCUCAUUGACAGUAUCUUGGGGCGCACCAGCCGGCCUGUCAAACGGGAAGAUGCUCGCUCACCUGGCGUCAGAAACCUCCAGGGGGAAACCGAGGAAAAUGCGGAUCAUUCGGCAGGCAUCAGGAACCAAGAACGGGGUUGGCUUCAACACACAAGCUCGGGACGAGGGGCAGUCAAGGGCGAUGAAUUUCUUUCGAGCGAAACGAAAACCGAUCCCAGCCCCGUGCCGGCACAGGGGGAGCGACGGUGCGAUGUGAAGCUUUUACCACCGGUGGAAAACGCUUUACCUUCGAUGUUAGGGGAACGGGGUGCGAAGACUUGUGGGGAGAGAGAAAAUGUCUCGGAAAGCCAGUCACUGGGAACGGGAGCUGAUGAGGAGAGGUCGAAAGAAGUCGCGGAUCAGAGGGAGUGUGUCGGGGAAAGCACCAAUCUUCAGUACUUCCCUUGCGUUAGUGAACAGGAGGACGGGUCUUUCAAACGGAAGCAGCGUCGCUACAGAACUACCUUCACUAACUUUCAGCUGGAGGAGUUGGAGAGAGCUUUCCGGAAAACCCACUACCCCGAUGUCUUCACAAGGGAAGACCUGGCAAUGCGACUCGAUUUAACCGAAGCACGGGUCCAGGUGUGGUUCCAAAACCGCAGAGCCAAGUGGAGGAAGCGUGAGAAGGCGGGAAGCCUGAGCCAUCCGCACGGCUUGUCUCUGACCAGCCCGCUGGGGCUCUACCUAGACGUGCCAUUGGCCCAGUCCACUGGCUUGGAGUCGAGCUGGAGGUCAUCAUCCAUCCCUGCUCUCUCCGCGGCAACAGGCACCAACGCCUACAGUUCAGCAGCCCAGCUAGGAAUCAGCACCUUCAUCGGGACUACUUUCUUCAGACACCCAUUACUCAACCCACACUUUGGAAGGUUCUUCACAACAAUGAAUCCUCUGAUGGCGACAUCCCUGAUUGUGAAGCCUUCAGUCUCUGCAGUUGACCCCGGUGUCUUUCCACCUCACUCACAUUCGACAGCCAUGGACAGAAAGUCCAGCAGCAUCGCCAGUCUGAGACUGAAAGCUAAAGAACAUGCGACACACAGCCCUCCCAUCAGCUUACUCCCUAAUCUGACAAAUACAGGCAAACAGGUCUGUUAA
Hypanus sabinus (Atlantic stingray) is the source of this 1224-nucleotide messenger RNA. Its product is annotated as aristaless-related homeobox protein-like. Gene Ontology annotation, molecular function: DNA-binding transcription factor activity, RNA polymerase II-specific; RNA polymerase II transcription regulatory region sequence-specific DNA binding. Gene Ontology annotation, biological process: regulation of transcription by RNA polymerase II. The record is from RefSeq and is a predicted model, not a curated record. Bases 1 to 1224 code for a protein of 407 amino acids. The transcript has 5 exons. Lineage: Eukaryota; Metazoa; Chordata; Chondrichthyes; Myliobatiformes; Dasyatidae.